GGCGUAUUGCUCUGCUGAUCGCUAGCUUUCCUGCUCGUGCUGUGCUACGCCGAUAUGUCUGGCCGAGGAAAAGGAGGCAAAGGGCUGGGAAAGGGAGGCGCCAAGCGCCACCGGAAGGUGUUGCGGGACAAUAUCCAGGGCAUUACCAAACCUGCGAUCCGCCGCCUCGCCCGUCGUGGGGGUGUCAAGCGGAUCUCCGGGCUCAUCUAUGAGGAGACCCGGGGAGUGCUCAAAGUCUUCCUGGAGAAUGUGAUCCGCGAUGCGGUGACUUACACGGAGCACGCCAAGCGCAAGACGGUCACGGCCAUGGACGUGGUGUACGCCCUGAAACGCCAGGGCCGCACCCUCUACGGCUUCGGCGGCUGAGCUGUCCCCAGGUUUUCCCUCCAGACUCCCCAAAGGCCCUUUUUAGGGCCCACAGAGCGUCAAAGAGGAGCUGUUAGCAACGAGCUGCCUAUUUCUGUUAGUGCCAGGGCUAAGCAGGGACGCAAUGGUGUUUUUGCGUGUCCGGCGGCUCCCUCUGACGAGGAAGAGGCUUG
Tupaia belangeri chinensis (Chinese tree shrew) is the source of this 539-nucleotide messenger RNA. RefSeq names its product H4 histone 16 (gene H4C16). Bases 55 to 366 code for a protein of 103 amino acids. The record is from RefSeq and is a predicted model, not a curated record. Gene Ontology annotation, cellular component: nucleosome. Gene Ontology annotation, molecular function: structural constituent of chromatin; DNA binding; protein heterodimerization activity. The transcript has a single exon. Lineage: Eukaryota; Metazoa; Chordata; Mammalia; Scandentia; Tupaiidae.